UGCAAUAUUUGUCCGAUCAUCAGUCAUAGCAAAUUGUACGAACAGUUACCAAGUUUGUAGAAGAAAAAACAAUUCUUAAAAAUGUAUUCACUUAAAAUAUUCGUAAUUGCCGCCAUAAUGAUAGGAGCAAGCAGUAGAAGUGUGCCAAAAGAAAGAAUAGGAUCUUACGUACUAGUUGAAGAAGAUGAUGACAUGUUAGUCUACGCUUUAGUAGAUGACUCAUCAGAACCAGUAUCUAUAACAGAAGUACAUCCACAAAGAGUUAGAAGACAGGCACAUGGUAGUAUAAACUCAAACCCAGAUGGCAGUUCAAAUGUAGCCGCAAAGAUACCAAUAGCUCGAGGUGAUAGCAAUGUGUUGAGUGCUAUCGGGUCAGUCAACGGAGCGAAUGGAAAAGGAGGUUUCGGCUCAGCUGGAGGUGGUUUGGCUUGGGACAAUAUUAAGGGUCAUGGAGCAACAUUAACUGCAAGCCGCAUCCCCGGCGUUGCCGACCAGCUGACCGCAGCUGGCAAAGCAAAUCUAUUCCACAAUGACCAUCAUGAUAUCACCGCUAAUGCCUUCGCUACAAGAACUUUCCCAGACAAACCCAACUUUCCCACAUUUGACACAUACGGCGGUAAAGUUGGAUACACAUUCAAUGACAAAAUUGGAGCAUCCCUAGGCGCAGCACAUACGGACCUUUUCAAGAAGACCGACUACUCAGCGAUGGGUAACCUGAACCUGUUCAAGGACCGCAGUUCCUCGCUGGACCUAAACGCAGGCUGGAGCAAGUCUGUUUCCCCGUAUAUACCCAACAGCAGAUGGGAGCCCAGUGGUGGUCUUUCCUUCACCAGAUUCUUUUAAGAUAUUUAACUUAUGAUUAUUUAAUUAAUAUUUUAAUAUAGUACAAUAAACAUAUAUAACACAAUA
Molecule: messenger RNA, 909 nt
Organism: Papilio xuthus (Asian swallowtail)
Lineage: Eukaryota; Metazoa; Arthropoda; Insecta; Lepidoptera; Papilionidae
Source: RefSeq, a predicted model, not a curated record